AUGCCUCCAGCCCGCCCACCCAAGCGGCCCAGCGACGCGGGCGAUGUCCCAACCGACGCCGCCUCGGCGCCCAGGACGAAACUGGCGCGUCUCGAGCGCGGACCCGAGGAUUUCUCGAACGUGGUCAAGAGCAAGCUCCAGUCGUACACGCGCACAGGCCAGGCAUGCGAUCGGUGCAAGGUGCGCAAAAUCCGAUGCGAUGCCUCGCCAGAGGGCUGUUCCCACUGUGCAACCCAAAACCUCGACUGCUACGUCACGGAUCGUGUUACCGGACGCACCGAGCGGAGAGGGUAUCUGCAGCAACUCGAGCGCGAGAAGGGGGCGAUGCUGGUCCAUAUCCGCGAGCUCGAGAAGCUGCUGGAGAGCAAAGGGGUAGAUGUGAGGCCCUGGGAGUGGCCGGGAUACAACACCUCGUACCCGAACGGCGUCACGUACGAUGCGCUGGGCAAUCUGACCCAGGACCCGUCCUCGAAGGACCAAUGGCAGCAGGUGGGCUUGGUAUGGGUCAAAAACCACAGGCAGCAGCCGCCACCACCAAGCACCAGCACCAGCACCUACACGCCAUGGUCCAUGCUCUCGUCGCGUCCCAAGGACAGCUACCUCGGCGUGUCAUCAGACAGUGCGCCACUCAGCAACAUCAAGGGGACGACGCUCUCGAUUCUAGGCACCACGAUCGACCUGACGUCCUUCGACGCCCCGGACAUGGACGAGCCGCCGGCGGGAACGCCUAUCGGCUCGCCGCUGUACAACAAGUCAGUCAUGGCGUUCUUGCAGUCUGCCUACAAAGUCAACCCGCCGCUGGACAAUGUCGAGUUGCCCUCCAAACAGGAUGCCUUCACAUACGCCGAGUGGUACUUUCUCACCGUCUUCCCCUUCCUCCCAGUCCUCCAUAAGCCUACAUUUCUCCACCUCGUGAGUAGCCCGCGCCCGUUCAUCAACCUUACACGCAUCUAUGAUGAUCCGACCUUCAAGCCGUCCGUUGCCGAGUUGGUCAUUGUCCAUAUGGUCUUCGCGACCAUCUACUUCCAGUACGGCGUCCGAAACCGAGAGGAACCCGAGAAACACGCCCAACUCAACGACCUCUCCAACAAACAUUACCAUUGGAGUUUGAGCAAGUUCUUCGAUCUCGCCUCCUCGCAGACCGUCACAGCCGUUCAGGCACUGGCCAUGAUGGUCUGCCAUACCCGCAACUUUCCCAAGCCGGGCUGUUCUCUCACCAUCGCCAGUUUUGCCUUUGUGAAAGCGAUCGAGAUGAACCUGCACAGGGCCGUCAAGAUUCCAGGGGGCGGCACGAACCUGGAAAACGAGAUGCGCAAGAGAGUGUGGUGGGCCAUCGUUGGGCUCUUGUGCACGCUGAACGGUCGCCUCGGCAGGCCCAUGCCCCUCUCGGUGGAGGAGUUCGACGUCGACUUUCCAGUCGCCGUCAACGACGAGUACAUUGGGGAAGAAGGCAUUCUGGAUCCGACGCAGAUCGGCCAUUGCAACUUCCAGGUCGGGCUCAUGGGAUACCGAGUCACCCCGCUGUAUAUGGAAAUGUACUCCAAGAUCUACAGCGUGCGGCGGGACCCGAGCAGGUACGUCGAGGUGGUCAACCAUCUCGAUCAGGAACUGAGCAACCUGCUGGACAACCUCCCCGACGAACUCAGAAUAGAGAACUGCCAGCAAACCAGCCAGAUAUUUGCGCUUUAUACCCAGGCCUUCUGUCUCGAGUUCCGCUUGUGUCUUCGACACCCGUCCGUCUGUAUGUCGGACGACCCGAAGGUCUGUGCGGAAAACACGAGGAUAUGUGAAGACACGGCACGGAAGCUGCUCAAGGUGGUUGGAAUGCUGCUAAAGAUGAAAUCCCUUGACACGACAUGGUAUCAGCUGGCGGUGUACGUUGCUGCGAUUUUCUCGUCGCUUGUCGCGCACUGGCAGCGCCGCUACGACACAACCCCGUUUGAGGUUGCCGCUCUUCGGGAGGAUAUGGCGUUAUGGCUAGAAAUCAUCGGGGAAAUUGGGAAACUUCUUGGCACCGGUAAUCGACUUGCAGCUGAAAUCGGUGCCAUCAUUGAACGGACAAUCGACUGGAUCGAGCAUGAUAUGGGCCGUAAAUCCGGCUCGCCGGGCGGCCAAGCCCGCUUUACACAACAAUCUCCAGCAACGUUUCAACAGCCGUCGGUGAAACAGGAACGGGGCGCAAUGGGCUCUGAACAACAGAACAGCGGCGCCCCAAAAAGCAACCACUAUUACGACUCCAGCGCGCCAGGCCCGGCAGCGCCAUACUCGUCUCUGGGGUACAGCGCCCAGUCUAACGGAGGAGGGAGCAUGAACCAAAACGACAACGGGACGGCCGAGGGAGCGGAGGGAACCGAGGGAGCCCAAUACAUGUAUGCCGCCGCAUCUGCUGCGACAGCAGCAGCGGCAGCCCACAACAGCACGACGCCGGUGGAGCAAACGGCCUCGGCCGAGAAUCCCCUGAUCGCUUUCGCCUCACAAGCAACACAGCACGUUGCCGGACAGGCAGCGGAUACCUGGUCCGCGCAAAGCCAGCUGAUGGCGCACAAUCCAGCCGCGUCCGCCAAUACGUGGCACGACUGGACGAAUGCCAUCCAGGAUAGCCAGGACCGGUACGGUGCCAACACCCUGCUCACGCUCGGAUCUGGGCGACCCGGGGAUGUCGGUGCCGGCGCGGUGGUCGAUCAUGCCAACCAGGGCGACACCAUGGGCAACUCGCAUGCCGCACAGCAGUGGCCUCUCCUAUUAUUUUCGGCGCACGAUGGGUCAGGGGGAGUGAACGGCGGUUAA
This is a messenger RNA of Chaetomium strumarium, 2787 nucleotides long. RefSeq lists its product as uncharacterized. Gene Ontology annotation, biological process: regulation of DNA-templated transcription; DNA-templated transcription. Gene Ontology annotation, molecular function: zinc ion binding; DNA-binding transcription factor activity, RNA polymerase II-specific; DNA binding. NCBI's taxonomy places the organism in Eukaryota, Fungi, Ascomycota, Sordariomycetes, Sordariales, Chaetomiaceae. The record is from RefSeq and is a predicted model, not a curated record. Bases 1 to 2787 code for a protein of 928 amino acids. The transcript is spliced from 4 exons.